Messenger RNA from Trypanosoma brucei brucei TREU927, 1080 nucleotides. RefSeq lists its product as hypothetical. The transcript has a single exon. The record is from RefSeq and is a predicted model, not a curated record. Lineage: Eukaryota; Euglenozoa; Kinetoplastea; Trypanosomatida; Trypanosomatidae. Bases 1 to 1080 code for a protein of 359 amino acids.
AUGGGGCUGAGGGUUUGUUCAGCAUCUGGCAACGUUGAGGUACCGCACGGUGCUGUUGAUCACGCGAGGCUUCUUUGCAAGGUUGUUGAGGGGGACAAUCCGGAAUCUAUCAAGCGUAAACGUAUCCGCGGCGUGGUUCGGAAAAUUGAGGGGGAGUACACCAAUUGGUUGGGUGAGUGUGGACGAGGGGACUGUUUUCUUAUGUUAACAUCUUUGGCUAAAUCUGCGCGGUAUCUUGGAAGGAAAGUACAACAAGGGACGGCAGGUUUCAAGCAAGAUGACGAAUGGUCGGGUGUUUCACCUUUUUUCUCUCCUGGUGUGAACGAUUGGCUCUGCGCUUUGCUUCAGCGUAGUGCCUCUUUUGUAACAGGCCCUGAGGAAUGCAUGGUUCUGCUUACUGUAGCGGUAGACCUAGAGUUGGGGGACACACAAACAUUACGUCAACUCUGCGGAUGGGUAACAGGAAAGCAGUACACGCUAAGGGCCUCCUUGGAAGAACUUGUUUGUGUUUUACGUCUCAUCUCCCUUCUUGUAAAGCGCUGUCGUAUGCCCAUCCCGUCACUUGACAAUAUGUUGUUCCGUCUGCUUGGUGCCACCCUCGACUCACGCCAAUCACUCACUGUGCUUUCAUCCAUGGUGCGACUACGUGAGCGAAGUAGUGUAGAUGUUGUUCGUUGCAUCUCACGCCGGGCAACGGUGACAGUGAAUUCAUACACAGUGAGAGAUGUCAUUUACGCAUUGGAGGCUAUAUCGCUAUUAAACUGCUGCCAUGAGGCGUACGCGGGCGCUGUUCUCGACCGAUGCACGGUUUUAUGCGUAGAGCUCAAACCCACUGAACUGGGAAGUGUGUGUAAGUACGUGGCGUUGCUAAAUGUAUCCCGUGCGAAUAAUAGCAUUGCGUUAGCGUGUGCGCGCGAGCUGCGCCGGUUACUACCUGCACUUCUAAGCCGUACGGAGGCGUUGCUCGGACGGUUUUCGUUACGUGAUGCAAGAUGUGUGUUGCGGUGCCUAGAACAACACAACGUACGGCACUCUGUUGUUUUUUCACGCUUAACGCCAUUGGUUUCCGAUUUAAAGUAG